Molecule: messenger RNA, 2142 nt
Organism: Zophobas morio
Lineage: Eukaryota; Metazoa; Arthropoda; Insecta; Coleoptera; Tenebrionidae
Product: sorting nexin-8-like
Exons: 7
Coding region: 371-1891 (506 amino acids)
Biological process (GO): early endosome to Golgi transport; intracellular protein transport
Cellular component (GO): early endosome membrane
Molecular function (GO): phosphatidylinositol binding
Source: RefSeq, a predicted model, not a curated record
UGCUUUCUUAUUAAGUUAAUACUUUAACAAUUUCUAACACUUUUCCCGCUGUGUGUUUGUUUGAUGUUGCGUAACCUGUCAAAAGUGACACGGAUGUCAUCAAAUGCCAACACAUCAUCUAAUCGAGGUUAUGUUUAUUGUGGUGUUGACACAUAGCCACGAGUCUUAAAUGACAUUCCCUCUGGGACAAUUAAUAAAUUAUUUUUAUCCGGUACUGUGUCCACCCACAAAUGAAGCGCAGUCAUAAACUCGUACGUAUCAAAGGUAAUUUUAGGUGUAAAAUUGUGGAAAUCCCCAGCAGAGAUAGUUUGGAGAUUGAUACCCAAUCUGAUUUGGAUGUUGCAAUUGCACUUAGUACAUUAUCGGAAAAAUGACUACAGAUUUUAGCGCAGGAACAAUACCACCGCUUUACAGGGAAGUGUUCGAUGUGUGCUCUCACAAUGGUGAGCCCAUACAUCGAGACGUCUACCAGUGCUUACUUUCACAAUGCAAUCUUGGAACAGCACAGUUGAAGAUAAUCUGGGACUUGGCUGGACCUUCGCAGGGACUUAUUACACGAACAAACUUGUACAAGACUCUAGCUUUAAUAGGAUGGGCCCAACAGGGGAAGUCCUUAUCUCAGAAACUUUUUGAUAGCGCAGCAGGCAAAGAAUACCCAACGCCCAGUAUCAGUGAUUUAACUCCUGUGAAAAAUUUAGUUUUACAACUUAAUUUAAAGGCAAACCCAGCGGUUUUGGGGCUUACUUACACAGAAAUUACUCAGUUAGACACAAUUAGUGUUGAAUUAGUACCUGAAAAGAAAGGACUGUUCCUAAAGUAUUCUGAAUAUUUGGUCUCCUCACGUCGAUUUAAUUCCAAAGUUACCAGGAGAUAUAAUGAUUUCCUGGCCCUCCAAGAGUUACUCCUGAACCGCUUUCCAUACAGAGUCGUGCCACGUUUGCCUCCGAAGAAAAUGGUUUCGGAUGCUCACUUCCUGGAGUCCCGACGCCGUGGUCUUCACAGAUGGCUCACUCUUGUCUGUCGUCACCCCACAAUAUGUCACGACGCUCUCGUCGCCUUCUUCUUGACAGAUCAUGGACCGGACAUCCAACAUCGAAUCCGCGACAUUUUUCGAAGAGCUCCCGACGAAUUCAUGACGUCGGAUUUAGCUGCUACUGCUAAAAAUUUACUACCAGCGGAUCAUGGCGAGAUAGCUUCGAGCCGCGAACAAAUCAGGUCUCUAGUACAGGUCAUAGGAAAAUUAAAAUUGUUGGCAGAAGCCGAUAUUGAAAGACAGAAUUCGUACGCCAAGGACUCAGAAGAUUUUGCUGCGCAGCUGAAGAUUUUAAGCGCGUCGAGCAUUGGGCAAAUCUUUGGGAGUCAGUGGACUAGUAUGCAGAAGGGAUUCACUGCUUUGUCUAGGGAACUAUAUUCACUUUCAAAUAAAUCGCAACAAAAUGCCAAUGUGGAACAAAUCACAGUCUGUGAACGUCUGGCUCUAUUGCUAGAUGUUCUCAUUUCCCACAAGGACUUAUGUGAACGUUUAGAAAAGGGUCUGGCUCAUGAUCAUCAACAAGCCCUCGCAAAAAUGCUGUCUUUAAAGAAACGCAAAAUCCAAGGAGUCAUCAGAGGCACAGAUACUGAAAGUGUAGAGCAGCUAGAAGCCAAAAUGCUAACCCAGGAAAGCGUUAUCUCGAAUAUGGAGUUAAGGUCUGACUUCAGCCUUUAUUGUGUCCACAUGGAAACCCAGUUGGUUUACGCUUAUCUUGAAACAUUGUCUUCCAUUUUAAAUAGUUUAGUUUCAUUGAGAAUUAGGUCCCAUUCAGAAUUGGCGGAUAUAUGGAAACAGGUCCAACCAGUCAUCCAAGAAUAUCUUCCUAUUGAGUAUGGUGUCGUCAACGGUAAAGCAUGACUGAACUAACAUGAUCAUACGCUCUAAUCAAAAGAAUUGCCUUUAUUAUUUAAGUCUUAUAGGUUAAAGGGACCAAAUAUACUGUUUUAAUAUGUCAAUUAAUUAGCAAUAAUGUCUGAAAGACUUUCCUAAAUGAACAUUCCAUUUUUACUUUACUAAAAGUGCAUAAACAUUAAAAUUGUGAUAAAAAUAAAUGUAAAUAUUUUAUAUACUUUUACCCUGUAUAAAUAAAACUAUUUUUACUCUUUAAA